GAGCGUGUGUGUGUGUUUGUCUUCGCCUUGUCCUCCAAGCACGCCAGCAGAGCCAGAGAGAGACUGCAGCAUGUUGGCUCACACACUGCUGGUGUUGUCGGCCCUGGUGCUGGCCUACGGUGCACCUCAGGACAGGGGCGACACAGACACGCUGACCCGGCUCCAGGCCCAGGUGGAGGAGCUCAAGGACAGAUUGACCAUCGCAGAGAAAGAACUCAAGGAAGUGAAAGAUGUACCAAAAGUUGCCUUCUCUGCAUCACUGGGUGGAAAUGGACUGGUUGAAGCUGGGUCAUUUUACAAGAAACUUAUCUACAAAGAUGUCAUCACGAAUAUUGGCGAAGCAUACAACAAGGAAACAGGAAUGUUCACGGUGCCCGUGAGGGGAGUUUACUAUGUGCGCAUGACCGCUAACGGCCCGACAGACAAAACCCUCUCCGCCGUGCUCUAUAAGGGCUAUGAGUCUCUGCUGAUCGUCCACGAGCAGCCCUCGGGUGAGGGGAGCGACACGGCGUCCAACGGCGCCACCUUUCUGCUCGAGAAGGGAGACCAGCUUCACGUUAAGCUCUGGCCAGACACACAGAUCUGGGACAACUCCAACCGGCACAGCACCGUCACGGCCUUCCUGCUCUACCCCAUGCCAGACGAGAGCAGCCCGACUACGGAGCCCAACCUCUGAGACCACAUCGACACCAUGUACAGCAUGUGCUGUUUUAGUUUUAGGAAUCAUGAUAAGAAAUAAAUCAAAUACCUACUUG
Messenger RNA from Alosa sapidissima (American shad), 755 nucleotides. Its product is annotated as complement C1q-like protein 2. Bases 71 to 676 code for a protein of 201 amino acids. The record is from RefSeq and is a predicted model, not a curated record. The transcript is spliced from 3 exons. Lineage: Eukaryota; Metazoa; Chordata; Actinopteri; Clupeiformes; Clupeidae. Gene Ontology annotation, molecular function: protein binding.